AGUUAUUAAUUUUACUUUUAACAAAUUGACUCUGUCAACAAGCAAUAAAAGAUGUUUUUAUUCUACAAAUUGCAAUACAUGUUGAUGCUGCAAGGUGCAUGGUACUGGUGCAUCAGCAUCAGUGAUCAGUAUCAUAACAGUUUCUCCUGUACUGUGUAGUAAAUAUUGUUGGCAUUUCAGAGCCGACACGAUUUAUUAUAAAGUACGGCCAAUUUGUCAUUCCGUUGUUAUGUUCAGGCUGAAAAUUAUCUCUGUCGAAAGUUUAUUCAUUGUUAUCUAACCCCAAUAUUCUCUAGGUAUGGGUGAACCCUCUCCUUCAUUCAGCGAGAUCCUCGAGAAAGGUUACCCCCCAGAAUGGCUCCCCUUCAUCAUAAUCGCAACAGCCAUGACCCUCGCAAUGAUAGUCCUGGACAUUUGGGCAUUUAUCCAACACAAGAAGUACUCCACCAAGUUCCCCAUUCAGUUCAUGUGCACUAUUGGUAUCCUCCAAGUUUACCCUUUCUUCUGCUUUAUGCAGCUCAUUGGUAUGAUAGUACCUAAAUCUCAUGAAGUAACUGUGUUCUUGUCGGAAGGGUUGGAGGCUCUGACGUUUCUCUUCUUCCUACGACUUCUCUUCACUUAUAUGGGAGGGAAGAAAGCUACCAAGUCUACCUUGAAAGGUGCUCACAUGCAUAUUAACGUUCCUCCUCUGUGCUGUUUGGUUUGCUUACCCCAGGUGAAAUUCACUCGGAAGUUCUUCAUUUUCUGUGAAUUUCUGAUCGGCCUGUAUGCAGUGUACUGUCUGGGAGUUGGGUUUCUAGAGUUGAUUAUGAUGCUUGAUGCUGGUGAUGGGUACCCAAACCCAGAUAAGGGUGCUCACGUGAUAUCGGGUACAUUCGGAGCAAUCUAUCACGUUCUCUUGAUAGUUUUACUCUUCUUUGCCAUAUAUGGUCUGUCCGGAAUUUACCACAGCGCAGAGGAGCUACUCGGCCACAGAGGUAUAGUCAAGAAAUUCCUCGUUUACAAGAUCUUUACUCUGCUGGCAAAAUUCCAAGACCUGCUCUUCGGCACUCUGGUUCAUCAUGACGUUAUCACGGAUGAAGACUUCAAAUACAACGAAAUAUGGCCCGCUGGUCUCAGAGUUCGCAAUUGUGUUGCGUUUGCCAUUUGUGUUGAAGCAAUGAUUUCGUUUCCGUUAGCACUGAAAUUCUACAACAUUGCUGACUAUGUUGUCAUUGAAGACAAUGGGACUGAAUUAAAACGGAGCAGUAAAGAAGAUAAUCCAGAUGUAGUGGAAAAUGACGCAGUUGAAGCUUGUUGAAAACACUGAGAAAGUGUGAUUCGAUAAUAUUAAAUUAGAUUUGAGUUUUAAUUCAUGGUAACUUAAAAUUUAACUUUUCACGAUUUAUGUCUAAGUUCAAGGAGUAGUUUCAUUUUGUUCAAUGUGACUCCGCCGUGGUUAUUCAAAUCGAAAAAUUACUUAGUGAAAAUUCAGCAGCUUGAUACAAAUUUUAUUUUUCCUCAAUAUUUUCCUAGAUCAAACUGAUUUUAAAGUGAAUAUAAUUAUGGUCAGAAGUUUCCUACAAUUGAAACAUAAAAGGAGCAGAAGUAUAGUCUGACACUGACAAAACACUAUUUAACAUUUCUUAAUAAUCAAUUAUGAAUUAUGGCUGAUAAUAUUAGAACUCAGUCAUGCAAAGAGAUUGCGCUUGAUUUUACAGAUAAUAUAUCUUUUACUGUCAAGUUUGCUGUUAUGAAAAUAUUACCAAGAUUGAACAAAUAUUACACAUAAUAUUUAUGAGAUUGACUGCACCUUUAAAUCUGAGUAACCAUUUUCACAAUAAUAAUUUAAGAAACUGUUUGUCGGUCAAACCUUGUGCAACACUAAACUGAUUUGACUGUACAUGGUCAUUGGUCAAGAAAAUUUGUUGGUCAACCACAGUUAAGAUCCGACGAGCUAAGAUGAGGGGGGUUGUCCUGUUCAGUACUAGACGAGCUAAGAUGAGGGGGGUUUGUCCUGUUCAGGCGAACACUUAAGUUGAGAAGCUAACCGCUGCAAAGUCUGCUUAUCCUCUUCCUCCAGCACCGCCAUCGUCUCCUCCAUCCUAUACUUCUCCACGUACACCGUGUUCAGAGUUUCUUUCAGAUAUCUGAUUUUCAUGUUCAGGUCCAGGUCAUCAAAGAAAUCCUCCUCCCAAAAAGAAGGGGAGACAACCGGUCUACUGGGUGGGAUAUCUUGUAUCGAAACUUUAUCUUCUCUCAGAGAUGAGUCUAUUUCGUCAAGACUCCUAAAGGUGCUUGAAAGCUCCCCCUUCAAGUAUCUGAAAUCCAGCAUGGUAAGGUCAGGUAACAAUGCUUUCAGUUUAUUAGGAUAAGAGUUCAGAUGGCAGACAGGGUUACUUAUGUUACCAUCUCUCAGAAUCAGCUUCCUUAAAUUGGGAAUUGUCUCCAACAGCUUUAGUGAUUCCAGACUUGAAAGUUCAUUUCCGCUGAUGUUCAGGGAAGAUAGAGUUGGCAUGUACUCUAGACCCUUCAAAGAGGUUAAUUUGUUGUUACUUAGAUCCAAUAGUUGUAGACUUUGCAGUUUGAAAAGCGGUGAUAGGUCCUUGACCCGGUUGUAACCGACGUCUAGAGAUACCAGAUUCUCGCACAUGUAAACACAACCCAGGUUCUCUAUUCCUGUGUUUUUAGCAUGAAUGUGAAUGACGCAAGUAAGAUCAAAGUCCCCCGUCAACCUUUUCACGAAUUGUUCGCUAAGAUAACCGUCUUCAACCAUUUGGUAAUCUUCAGCUUGAUCAUCCCUCGACAUUUCCUGGAUU
This is a messenger RNA of Bolinopsis microptera, 2798 nucleotides long. RefSeq names its product organic solute transporter subunit alpha-like. NCBI's taxonomy places the organism in Eukaryota, Metazoa, Ctenophora, Tentaculata, Lobata, Bolinopsidae. Gene Ontology annotation, biological process: transport. Gene Ontology annotation, cellular component: membrane. The record is from RefSeq and is a predicted model, not a curated record. The coding region runs from base 299 to 1300 and encodes 333 amino acids. The transcript has a single exon. Gene Ontology annotation, molecular function: transporter activity.